Oncorhynchus mykiss (rainbow trout) is the source of this 4613-nucleotide messenger RNA. RefSeq lists its product as uncharacterized. The record is from RefSeq and is a predicted model, not a curated record. Lineage: Eukaryota; Metazoa; Chordata; Actinopteri; Salmoniformes; Salmonidae. Gene Ontology annotation, molecular function: protein binding.
GCAACGUGUUAUAAAGUGCUUGAUUUGUGCCAGAACGCAGAAGUACAGAGUAUCGCACCUCAAAUGUAUUACUGUUUUGAGUUUUGGCACCUCUUACAGAGUUUUGCUUUAAAAUAUUGUGGCGUUCUGCCAGUGGCACAUAAUUAUAAACAGUAGGGGCGCCCAAAAUAAGUACUGUCACCUAUUUCAGUCCACUUCAAGCACUGGUGUCAUAGAUGGAUACAGCAGGUUGAUGUUGGGUUUCAGUGAGAACGUUCAAGUUAAGAAAGUUACUCAAGUCUUUGUAAAUCCAAAGAGGAAGUGUCAACUGAAAUAUAAUUAUUUACAGUUGACAUCAAAGUAUGAUUUCAUUUGUAGGGUGACUGUACAGGGAAUGUAGGGAAUGUUUAUAAUAAGGGAAACAAUCAAUCUAACCAAUUUAUAGCACUUUUUACAGACGUUUGUCUCAAUGUUCUUAACCGCAACCCGGGCCUUAUCUCCAUAACCAAAAGAACAAAACAAGAUGAACGUGGCCUUCGGAGAAGCAGGUUAUUAUUACUGACCAUGUCAUUAGGACAUGUCAAGAUUACAACAAAAUGUUUGCUCAAUCUCCUGAAAAAGUAGUGUACUACUAAACCUAGUGUUUGUUUUGUCACAUACUCUCCCCAGCGCGCUGGCCUCGCAAAAGUGCUUCUGGCCCUUCAAACAUGGACAGUUUUAUCUGGAAAGGAGUUUGACACAUGGACACGACACUAUCUGUACUUUCGCAAUGUCCGAUUUCUGAGAGUUAAUGUUGUCUGACCAGAAGAAACUGAGAUUUGGGGAUAUAUUCUCUCUGUAUCGCUGAAUCGUUACAUAUUGCGGGAUAAACUUGUAAUUGUAAUUUCCGAUUGAGCCAACAUGCAGCGUUUACCGUGAAUACUGUCUCCGCUAAAGCGGGAACAUUACCUUGACUUUUCAAUCACGCUGUAAAGCUGAACUUCCGCGAUACGGAUUGAAUAGAGCCCGUUGGGACUCUGUGUGUGUGUGUGAGAGAGAGAGAGAGAGAGGGGGGGGGGGUCCAUUUAGUUGAUGCCUGGGGUGUAUUUAGGCUAUUAGGACAAAUUAAUGUAGUUCCCUCCCCGUUUCGUCGUUUGCAAGGUUUCUACAACAGAUCUGGUGAUGUCUUCGCUUCUGUUAUUUUAUUAAAACACAGAAGGUGGUCUGAUCUAUUUGAGUUAUGUAAAUCAACAGCUGCUCAUAACGGCAGUCCAGACUCAGUCCAGCGGAGAGGUAGUCUGGAGAGCUUGUACGGGAACAGGGACAACUUGUAUAACGGUUUUUUUCUGCGUUUCAAAUGAGUGUUAAUUGAUGUCUGAAAGGGAGCAGCUUUAUAAUCUAGUCUACUGAUACGGUGUGAUUGGAUUUACCGACACAGAGAGAUGACUCGUAUGAAAGAAGCGUAAAGAUGCCAUCGUGGAUCAGGCUGACGGUUCUCCUGUCUGCGCUGACAGUCCACUGCUUUCUGGACGGGACCUGUCCACGGAGAGACCCCCCUCCCAGGGUGCUGGUGGUGUCCCCAGGCAGCGUUCUGGUCUUGGCCUGUAGUGGUCAGGUGGAGGUGAACGGGCUGGAGGUGACGGUUAACAGGGCCAAACACACCAGCACCAUCGCUAGAAAUGGAAAAUACACCAGUGUCAUUACCGGAGUACACCCCUCCACUGUCAGCACCACAACAAACACCACAUCUAACGGAACCACUGUCAGCACCACAACAGACACCACAUCUAACGGAACCACUGUCAGCACCACAACAGACACCACAUCUAACGGAACCUUUGUCAGCACCACAACAGACACCACAUCUAACGGAACCACUGUCAGCACCACAACAGACACCACAUCUAACGGAACCACUGUCAGCACCACAACAGACACCGCAUCUAACGGAACCACUGUCAGCACCACAACAGACACCACAUCUAAUGGAACUACAGUCAGUGCUAUAAAAGACGGUAGUGAUAAUGGAACUACAGUCAGUACUAUAAAAGACGGUAGUGAUAAUGGAACUACAGUCAGUACUAUAAAAGACGGUAGUGAUAAUGGAACUACAGUCAGUGCUAUAAAAGACGACAGUGAUAAUGGAACUACAGUCAGUGCUAUAAAAGAUGACAGUGAUAAUGGAACUACAGUCAGUACUAUAAAAGACGGUAGUGAUAAUGGAACUACAGUCAGUACUAUAAAAGACGGUAGUGAUAAUGGAACUACAGUCAGUGCUAUAAAAGACGACAGUGAUAAUGGAACUACAGUCAGUGCUAUAAAAGAUGACAGUGAUAAUGGAACUACAGUCAGUACUAUAAAAGACGGUAGUGAUAAUGGAACUACAGUCAGUACUAUAAAAGACGACAGUGAUAAUGGAACUACAGUCAGUACUAUAAAAGACGGUAGUGAUAAUGGAACUACAGUCAGUGCUAUAAAAGACGACAGUGAUAAUGGAACUACAGUCAGUGCUAUAAAAGACGGUAGUGAUAAUGGAACUACAGUCAGUGCUAUAAAAGACGACAGUGAUAAUGGAACUACAGUCAGUGCUAUAAAAGACGGUAGUGAUAAUGGAACUACAGUCAGUGCUAUAAAAGACGGUAGUGAUAAUGGAACUACAGUCAGUGCUAUAAAAGACGGUAGUGAUAAUGGAACUACAGUCAGUACUAUAAAAGACGGUAGUGAUAAUGGAAUAGACACAUUUUCUACUGGAAAGGACACUAUUGUCCUUACUGUAACAGACACUCCUGUCACAGAUGAUACCGGGACAGACAGUAGGGAGAAAACCGUCAUCAGGAACACUCGUGCAGGAAACCACACUCUUACUGUGAGAGAAGUUAACAAAGGGAAUGGAGAGAAUGAGGAAGAUGAAACAGAGGAGGAGCACAAAGGAGGAGGAGAGCAGAGGGAUACAGGGCGGAGUCUUUUCACUGUCAAUCAAUCAGGACAUACAGAUACACAGAAACUAUUUCCUCUUACUGGGACAUCGCUCCAACCAACCAGAGACAGCGGAGUGGGAGGGGCUGACACUGAGCUGUCCUCUAAUCGGUGGACGGAUGCAAUGGACAGUGAGCAUGACUAUGAGGAAGAGGAGGAGGGGGGGAGGAUGGUGAGGGGGCUGAGAGGGCGGUCUCAGUGGAGACUGAACGGGAGGCCGCUGAGAGGAGGAGAGGAAAGAGGAGGAGUAGUGGUGUUAGGGAGGAGAGGCGCCACUCUGACCCUGCCCUCCCUGGCGGUGGGUGACUCUGGGAACUACAGCUGCCACCGCGGGGGCAAACUGGUCUCCUGUCUGAGGGUGAGCGUGGCAGUUCCCCCAGAGAGGCCUAAGCUGUCCUGCUAUAAGAGGUCACCCAGCAGUAAGAUCCGCUGUGAUUGGACAGCCAGUCAACCGGUGACUCCUGUCCCUCAGUGCUACCUCCUCCUACGGAAAGGUCUAUCAGGGUCAUUCUCUCGUGUCAACUGUUCUUACUCCGCCCUGCUGUCUCGGUGUUGGUGUGCUAUAGGUCAUCAAGAGAAGGAGAGUAGAGAGCCACACCUGGCCUACCUGUGUGUCACCAACACUGCUGGCAACACCACCAGCCCUCUCCUAGACUUCACACCUCUGGACAUUAUUAAUCCAGACCCCCCCAGCUCAGUGGUGGUGAGGGGUGUGGAGGGGCAGGAGAGGAGACUGAGGGUGGGCUGGGCUGUUCCUCACUCCUGGAAAGAGAGAGACCGCUAUCACGAGCUGCUUUAUGAGCUCAGAUACCACACCAUGCCACACGGAACACAGAUAAAAGGGACCACCACAGCCCGGUUCUACACUAUAACAGAUGCGUUGCCAGGAGUACAGUACCUGAUCCAACUCAGAGCUAAGGAAGAGUUUGAUGGCCACUGGAGUGAAUGGAGCACGGCUGUCUACGCCAACACCUGGACAGCCCCUGUGCCAACUGCGUUCAGCGAUCUUUCUACUGUUAUGGACUACACAGACGACACAGAUUCUGGCUCUGGUAUGACAGAAGAGACAUCAGUCUCUGAGUCUCGGGGUGAUGUGGAGGUGUGGCCUCAUGUCCUGUGGGUGGUUGCUUCCUGUGUGCUGCUGUCCAUCACUCUGUUGUCCACCUACCUCUACAGACACAGGGAGAGGUUCCUGUCUAAGCUGUGGAGGUUGAGUCCCGUCUCCUCCUCUCCUGCUUGCCCCUCCCCCCCAGUCACAGCCCUGCCUACCCAGGAAGGACAUGCCCUCGUGAACUUUGACCACCCAAUCUAUGGGGAACCUGUCCCACAGGAAGAAGAGAGGAAGGAGGAGGAUGAAGAGGAGGAAGAAGAGGAGAAGGGGGAAGUUAUUCGCUUUAACAACACAAGCUAUUUUCUGGUCCAGAGCAAAUGAUAUGCCUGCUCUUAAAACAAACCCCUUACCCUCUAUCCCAGGCCCUUACCGCUAGCCCCCUGUUCCCCUAGUCCAGGCUGGAGAAGCCCUGUUAUUUCACUGUUUGGAUGUGUGCAGUAUUUUGUUCUCAUUGGGGAAAAUGAGCCAGUAGAGUAAUGAUGUAAAUAUUCAUUUGUGUGUCUAUAAAAAAGUAUUGGGUUUUUGUAAAUAAUUUUGUCAGAAUGAAAUAAAUAGUUUUGAAUACAAA